UUCUGUGCUCCUGGGCAACUUUUGUUCUCCUGCAACCAGGAAGCCUUACUGCUGCAAUGAGACAAGACAGGAUGAUUCUCUUCCUUUCUUGGGAAAGGCAUUCUUAAGCCACCUGUGGUGUGACUUUCCUGAGCAAUACCCUUUCCAGAUGUGGAGAUCUUGCUGCUAUUGAAGUAUGAGGCGGAAAUACUUCCAGUGCUGCCUGAACAUGUUAUUUAGGUCAGUUGGAAGGAAGGUGGCAACAUGAAUCAGAGAAAGGGUUGGAAGAGGAGGAAGGUCGUUAAGUAGUGCCUUGCCAUCCCCUGCCAGCACAGGAUUUUUCUCUGCUGGUGCAGAAGGAUGUUUAGAGAUGCCAUUUGUUGUCUCUGUACUCUCUGCAUACUCCUGUGACUAUGAGUAAGUGGACUGGAAAUGAAAGAGAAGACCUCAGACAAAAGCCUUGCCCUUAUCUCUCUGCAUCAGUAUGUCUCUUUCCUGAUGGAUUAGCUAAUCUCUCUCGGAGAUAGACAGAGCAUGGUCUCCUCUUCAUUCCUCUGGAAAACAAGCUGCAUCAGAAUAAUUGCUCUGACUUCAUCCAUUUGGGGUGAAUGAGUCUUCAGAAGAUGCUUUUAUGGAGGCACAGCAAUCCUAUUUUUGUGGCAACUCUUGCUGGUGGAGAGCUGGCAGAAGCAGCUGGGGGGUUUCCCAGCAGCAGGUGAAGGUGGCCCUCAGACCGGCACCAUGACCGAGUGCUUCGACUGCGACAACUGCAAGGAGUCCUUGUACGGGCGCAAGUACAUCCAGAUGGACAAUGGCCCCUACUGCAUCCCCUGCUACGAUGCCCACUUUGCCAAUACAUGUGAUGAGUGCAAGGAGCUGAUCGGCCACGACUGCAGGGAGCUGUACUAUGAGGAUCGCCACUACCACGAGCACUGCUUCCGCUGCUUCCGCUGUGACCGCUCGCUGGCUGACGAACCCUUCACCUGCCAGGACGAGGAGCUGCUGUGCAAUGACUGCUACUGCAAUGAGUUCUCCUCCAAGUGCAUCGCCUGUGAGAAGACAGUCAUGCCAGGAUCCCGCAAGCUGGAGUACAAUGGACAAACCUGGCACGAGCACUGUUUCAUAUGCAGCAGCUGCCAGCAGCCCAUCGGGUCACGAUCCUUCAUCCCAGACAAGAAGGAUUAUUACUGUGUCCCCUGUUACGAGAGCAAGUUUGCUCCUCGCUGCACUCGCUGCAAAAAGACCCUGACCAAGGGAGGAGUGACCUACCGGGACGAGCCGUGGCACAAGGAGUGUUUUGUCUGCACAGGCUGCAUGACCCCCCUGGCUGGCCAGCAGUUCACCUCCCAGGAUGACAACCCCUACUGCAUCAAGUGCUUUGGGAACCUCUAUGCCAAGAAGUGCAGUGCCUGCACAAAGCCCAUCACAGGCUUCGGUGGUGGUAAAUAUAUCUCCUUUGAGGAUCGUCACUGGCACCAUAACUGCUUUAACUGUGCCCGCUGUGACACCUCGCUGGUCGGGAAAGGCUUUAUCCCUGACAAUGAUGAGAUCCUGUGCCGUGACUGCAGCAACGACCUAUGAGCCUUGGAGGACACUGUGGGGCAGGGGCUUUCUCUAUUCUUCACAGUCUUUGUGCCAGUUAGCCCUGACAGCAUUGCAGGGGCAGGGCACAAAGCAUAGGAGAUGAGGGCUGACCCCUAACCACUGUGUGUUCAGGAGGUUCCCGUGCCCCUCCUUGAAGGCUAGAGUAUGCUACACUGUGGCUCUGUGCAGAGCCAAAGCUAAAUAAAGUUGAAAAGGAGCUUCAAGAUCCCCAUUAUUUACUCUUUCCUUUUGCUUACUGUCUGACUGGGCAUGAGCUGAGCAAAGGGCAGCAGCAGCAGCUUCAGUGCAGGGCUGCUGGGUCUGCACGCUGGUAGCACGCAUUCGCUCCCCUGGGCACGGUGCUCAUCCUUCUUCUUUUUUCCCUGCUCUGCGUGCUGCAGGGCAGCAACUCCUGCUCUGGUCUUGGCGGUGUUCACGGUGGAUGGCUUUGCAGCCCAGCAUUGCACAACCUGUGCAUGUGGGGCUCUCUGCUCUAUUCGGGAGGCUUGGGGACACCGGGCUGGAGCGGGAGCACGUGUCACCACCAUGGGAUUCCUGCAGCCACUCUGCCACCUAUGUGCUGCACCCUUUGCUCAGCGUGGCUCUGCGACAGAGCUCAGGCACUUGCAGGGCUGUAGCGCUGCCCCAGAAAACCCCUGCCUGUCCUUAACUGUUAACAACGAGGUCUAAAGGCUCACACGAGCCUUGCCCGGUGGCUUGGCUGGCCCUGCCCCCCCAGAGCUCCUCUGCAGAGGGAGCUUGUGCUUCUGCCUAGUCUGCAUCCCCCUUGCUUCGCCCUGCAUGGGGCCCUUCCCCCAGCCCUGCUUUCCUGCUUAACCCGUGCUUCUCUGAAGGCAUCUUCUUGUGAUGUUUAUUCAUUUUUGGUUUUGUUUUUUUUUCUUUUCCUUUUUUUGUAUUCUUUUGUCAUGAUUAUCUGUUAUUGUGUAACCAGCUGUGGGAUGAAGGGACUCUCCUGCCUGCCCAGGAUUCAGUAGGAGCAGAAAAAAUUAUGCAUGUUGAAGUGUUAUUAACUCUGUAUUCAGGUCCUGCUUGAACCCUCGUUUGAAAGCUUUGAUGCAGGCAAAUCAGAGUUUGUGUGUUUGCUAUUCUGAGGCGCUUGGAGCAGUCUCUAGAAGGAAGUGUCCUGAAUGUCAGCCCCUUGUAUGUUUCCUAAGGCUUUAUAUAAUAAACCGUUUUAGUGACA
This is a messenger RNA of Centrocercus urophasianus (Greater sage-grouse), 2767 nucleotides long. RefSeq names its product four and a half LIM domains 3 (gene FHL3). Gene Ontology annotation, cellular component: nucleus; stress fiber; Z disc. The transcript is spliced from 6 exons. Bases 721 to 1560 code for a protein of 279 amino acids. Lineage: Eukaryota; Metazoa; Chordata; Aves; Galliformes; Phasianidae. Gene Ontology annotation, molecular function: actin binding; transcription coregulator activity. The record is from RefSeq and is a predicted model, not a curated record. Gene Ontology annotation, biological process: actin cytoskeleton organization.